This is a messenger RNA of Corticium candelabrum, 7869 nucleotides long. RefSeq lists its product as uncharacterized. The transcript has 38 exons. The record is from RefSeq and is a predicted model, not a curated record. Lineage: Eukaryota; Metazoa; Porifera; Homoscleromorpha; Homosclerophorida; Plakinidae. Gene Ontology annotation, molecular function: calcium ion binding. Bases 33 to 7682 code for a protein of 2549 amino acids.
CUACAACUGUGAGGUUGGAGUACACUGAAUAUAUGAUUUCUAUUGGUCUACCCAACCCAGUGAAUAUUUCAAGUAACAUUGUUCACAGCAUCCAGAGUGCAACUGUUGCACUGCUGAAUGGCCAGAGGGGAGAUGUGGUUUCCCUAAAGGAAGCUAACCUUUCAACUGCCUUUGGUCUUCACAUAUCAGCGACUGAUCAUUUUGUGGUAAUUUCUGGAAACAGCUCUUUGGCAAACUAUGAAGUCAUUCUUUCUUCAUUUCAAUUUUAUAUCGAUCUUCCAAGACCUGCAAAUGUGUCUGCAAUUCCAAGGCUGGUUGAUUUCUUUGUCUCUGAUGGAAAAACUCUAAACAGCACAGCUACUGCAUUGGUGACAAUCAUUCCAAUUAAUGAUAGACCAUUUGUUUACUUUAAUAUUUCUGAUCUCCAACUCACUCUGCUGGAGGAACCUCAAACUCACAUUGCUAAGUAUUGGGUUGGAAGUCACAGUGUUCCACUAAUACCACCCGAUACUAUUGUUGACGAUGUUGACAGCACAACAGCAUGGGAAGUUAAUAUCUCACUAAGCAGAAAGCAUCCUGGAGACAGUCUCAACAUUGACAGAGAACUAGCCACAGCUCUCAAUGUGAAUAUCAGUGAGACAAUUGAUGAAGGACUUGUUACUGGUUUUAGGAUUUUUGGAAUAGCUUCAUUUGAUGACUACAAAAUGAUUUUACUGACAUUAAAUUACACAAUAGUAGCAAUCAGGUCAACACUUUCCAGAGAUCAGCUUACAUUAGAUGGUGUUUAUCAAGGGGCAGACUCUUCUAUUGAGCUGUCUGUCUCAGACUCAGAUUAUGCCCGUAGCCUUCCAGCACAUGUCAUUGUGCAGAAAUGUGAUCAAUGUCGUCCUCUUCGGUGCAGUACCAUUGAGGCUCCACCUAAUGGAAUGAAGACUGGAGGGACAUCAACUUGUGACAACACUGUAACUUUUACUUGUGAUGAUUGCUAUAAUAUGACAAGUGGAUCAGUGAAUCGUACUUGCCUUGAUCACUCUUGGACUGGAGAACAGCCAACUUGUGAAAUAAUUGAUUGUGGUAUGCCACAUGACAGUGAUAUUCUUAAAUAUCAAUCUGCUACAGUGGAAAGAACUACAUGUGGUGGAAGUGUCUCGUACUCUUGUAAUGAAUGCUACAACAUGACAGGUGCAAGUGUGCGAACUUGUCAACAAAGUGGGACCUGGAGUGGCAUUGUGCCCAAUUGUACACUUGUUUACUGUUCUUCUUUGGAUUGUCCUCAAAAUGGACAUGUGUCAAUCUCUUUAAUGCAACACUGUGGGUCACCUGCUCGUUGUGGCUCAGCUGCUCGGUUUCGGUGCAACCCUGGUUUUGCUGUUCUUGGAUCAGUCUAUCAAGAUUGUAGAGUAACUGGCAAGUGGCAUGGAGUGCCACCAUCCUGUCAUGAAAUUGGGCAAUUACAUUUGCAACUUUUGGAAGCUGGGACUAAUGAAAAAUUGAAUGAUGCGGAGUUGGCAAUUUAUAUUAUUGACCAGAAAUCUGUCUCUUUGUACUAUCACAUAAGUGCUAAAGACUAUGAACUACUAAUUUCUAUUCCUGCUGAAGUGCAUGUGCUGGUCAAAGUGGAGGCUGAUGGAUACCUUCCCACAAGUGCAUCACUCUUCUUAAACCAUUUUACCGAAAACUUGCUACAAGUGUAUAUGCAUCGACAGUCUGUACCUGUAUCAGUUCGAUACAUAGCUGACACUAAUCAUGAUAUUCUAUUUGAUACUGCGAAUGGUAUGUUGAGGCUUUUUAUACCUGUUGGUGCUUUCAGUGUGACAUCACAGACAGUGUUGAAUGUAACGAUAACUUCUUUUGAACUCGCUGAUUCAAUUUCUGGUCUGCCUCAGCUGUUUGGAGUGAAUGAAGGGGAAGAUUCAUCUCGAGUCAAUAUUAUUGUUUAUGCUGCAGUUCAUGUUGAUGUUCGUGUUGCCAAUGACAGUGGUGUAAAUGUGGAAUUACUGAGGGCCAUACAUUUGUACAAUGUUACUUUAACUAAUCAAUACAGUUCUGCAGAUGGUCCACUGUCUACUUGGGUAUAUGGCAAUAAUAUCUCUGACCUUGGUUUAUGGAAACAAAAUGGUAUGCCUGUGUUGACAGAGAAGACAUCUGCGAACAUAGAGAUUUUUCAACUUGGCUGGUGGGCACUGGCUACAGAGUGGACUGACACUGGUUGUGUUACUGUUAGGGUACAGUACUCAUCAAGUACUACAGCAUUGUGGCUAAGUGGAAGCACGGUUUCAGUAACAGGCAUUGACUUCUCAUAUGCUACCGUUAGAGAAACAAAUGAAAAGGGGGAAGCAUGUGUAGAGCUACGUAGCAAUCAUUCUCAUGUUCUUCAAGUAGUAAAUGCUACCCGUGGCCUUGACAGUGGUCCCAUUCUAAUAAACAUCUCAAAUUCUGGUCACUGUGAUGAUAAGCAAAGAUGGUUGACAAGCAUAGCUGAAGGAUCGAACUGUUCUACUUUUGACAUUCAUUUUGCUUACUGUGGCGAUCUUACAACACCUGCUCAUGGAAGUAAGGUGGGUAUGGCAGUAGUGUCUGUGCUGGGAGAUGUUAAUAGACCUGCUGUCACACUGUUUGAAUGUGACAUCGGAUAUCAUAUGGGUGAAUUUGCUGAGACAACACAAUCAAAGCGAAUUUGUUUGGCAAAUGGAUCAUGGGAUGGCUCUGAACCUGAAUGUAAAGUGGUAAAUUGUAAAGAACUGGAAACACCAACCAAUGGUAAAAAAGAUGGGUUUCAUUAUUCAUAUGGUCAAACAAUCAGAUUUAAGUGUAACCCUGGCUACCACUUGGUUGGUACUGCUAUUCGUACAUGUCAAGCAAAUGGUGAAUGGAAUGGUACUUCUACCACAUGCAAACCAAGGGACUGUGGUCCAUUUCCUUCUGUUAAAAAUGGCUCAAUCAUUGGAAACAGCACGAAAUUCCCAAACAGUCUUUCUGUUUUUUGUAAAGAGGGCUAUGAAGUAAUUGGUUUGUCAACUGUUACAUGUAGAGACAAUGGAUUAUGGAAUCCAUCAGCUGCAAACUGCAACCGUAUUAGUUGUGAGGGAUUACCAGCUAUUGAAAAUGGCAGAAAGAAUGGUAUUGCAAGUAGUAAUGAGUUUGGAUUCACCGUCCAGUUUACGUGUGAUGAUUGCUAUGGGAUGCGGGGAUCAGCUAGUAGAACUUGCCAAGCUAACAAAACAUGGAGUGGUACUCAGCCUACAUGUAAUCUUAUUAACUGCACUGAGCUGGAGAAACCAGAGUUUGGGCAGAAGGAUGGAGAUGCCAAUUCUUGCUCAUCAAUUGUCCACUUUAGUUGUAUUCGUGGCUAUAAACUUGAAGGAUCAUCUUUUCGAAAAUGCCAAAACAAUGGAACGUGGAGCGGUCAGCAACCAGUGUGUAAAUUGAUUUUGUGUCGAGCACUGUCAUCUCCAGUGAAUGGCUUUAAGAUAGGAAGUGAGAGGGUGGUGGACGCUGUGGUAGCAUUCAACUGCAGUCGGUGUUAUCAGUUGCAUGGUCAACAUAAUCUUACAUGCCUCCAAGAGGAACAUUGGAGUGGAGAAGAACCAAACUGCAACUUGAUUCGUUGUGAUGAAUUGUCAUCUCCUGUUAAUGGCGGAAAAAUUGAAGAUGGACAGAAUUGUGGAGAUAUUAUACGGUUCUUUUGUAAUGGCGGGCAUGUUCUUGAUGGAUCAGAAAUUACUGAGUGCUUGGCAAAUCGCAGCUGGUCUAAUGAUCCACCAUCUUGUAGAGUCGUGGACUGUGGAGAGCCUGAGUCUGUGGGGAAUGGGCUUCCAGCAGUUGGAAAUUCUACUAUUGUAGGAUCAGUGAAAAAGUUUGCUUGUAGAGAAUGUUUUGAACUGGAGGGCUCACAGUUCCGAUAUUGCCAAGAAGAUGGUCAGUGGAAUGGCUCGGUACCAACUUGCAAUGUUGUGAAGUGUCCUUUAUUGUUUGCUCCUAACCAUGGUGUGAUACAUGGCUCACAGAGAUAUUGGGAAUGUAAUUCAACUGUGACAUUCUCCUGUCAGCCAGGAUAUCAAUUAACUGGAAAUAGCGGCAGUACGUGUUUAGACAGUGGCAACUGGAACAGUUUAACUCCUGAGUGUACCAAUAUUAAUGAAUGCAUUUCUAACCCUUGUCAGAAUGGGGGUACAUGUAUUGAUGAAAUUGAUGGUUAUACUUGCUUUUGUGCUCUUAACUUUGUUGGAGAUUUAUGUGACAUGCCUGCAGAUGUAGGUACAUGUGCUGUCCAAGAUUGCAAUACGUUUGUGGAGAAGGCAACAGAGUCUUUUAAGUGCGAUGAGACUUCAUACAUUCAGGAAUUUUUGUCUCCGUUUUGUGGUUUUACAAGUCGUAUAUUGACAGGCAGUGAUGCCAGAAACUGGGCAAGAUCUGCUUGGGGCUGCUUGGUCAAGGUUUCAGUAUCAGCCAUUGAGAAUUUAUAUGGUGGCUCUCAGUCAACACCUCUUGGUUUAGAAUGUCAAGAGUUUGAUAGAAUUGCAUUUGAUGGUCAAAAACAGUGUUUACAAGAAGAUUUGUGCAGCACUGCAUUUACCACAAAUGAUGCAGCUGAUUUGGUCAAUGUUUUAGAAUCGUCUAACAUAUUUCGUGAUCGCAAUUUUAACCAGAUGUUAGAUCUUCUGAAGACGUGUGGGAAAACUAACAUGAUGGUUGCAUCUCUUCGAGAUGAGAUGGAAAAGCGAGGAUUUAUUUUUUGUGUUACUGUUGACAGUAUAGAGCUUGCAGCAUCUAUUUUGAGGCAGUUUAGAGAAUUGAUUACGUUAUUGCUUUCUAGUGUGGGCAGUGGUGGUGAUGGUGGUGGUGGUAGUGGUAGUAAUAGUGAUGUUUCAGAAGUAUCUAAUGCUGCCAGUGUAUGUGAGUUAUCAGGAAGACGUAUUUCAAAAAGGAGUCUCUCUCAUGUUCGUCUAAGACGCAACACACCGAAUGAUACUGAAACUGAACCAGUUGUUGUUGCCAUUCGUAGCAAUGGAACGGCAGCAAUUAGCCAUGAAACUUUGUGUAACAUGCAAAUUUCUACAAAUCUUUCUUUAUCUUGCCCUGUUUGUGGUGAUGGUGUCUUACAGUUGCCGUCUGAAGUUUGUGAUGAUGGAAAUGAUCAGUCAGGUGAUGGGUGCUCUUCAAAUUGCACAACAGAAAGUGGAUAUGGUUGCAACACUAUUGCAUUGCAGACUACACAGUGUAAACAACAAAUAUGUGGUGAUGGCAUGAGAGUGCCAGGAGAAGAAUGUGACAAUGGGGAUGAAGUUGGAUGUGACAAUUGUACACUUAGUGCUGGAUUUGUUUGUUUUCAAAACAAUUUAUUCAACAAAAGUUUGUGCACAGAAUGUGGUAAUAAUAUCAUUGAUGAAGGUGAAGAAUGUGACAAUGGUUUGAGUGUUCUGCCGGAUGGAUGCAAUGAUACUUGUCAUCAACUCCCCUUUUUUAUUUGUUAUGGAAAUUUUCAAGAGAAAAGUGUAUGCAGACACUUCAACAUUGACUUAGACAAACUUGACAACACUACACGGAAUCUAGAAAUUGUUUACUCUCAAAGUCAUAAAGUGGUUUUCUUAGUUGAUAAUGAAACACUGGAUGCUAGUGAAUAUGGAAAUUAUGACUGGAAGAAGGUACAAGUGACACUGACAUGGGCAAACAGUGUGUUUCAAGAAAAGAUUGGCGUUAUUGCUGCUCUAGAUGCUGCAGUUUCUGGUGGAAGACUAAGUGAAUUGGAAAGAAACACUCUCGGCACCGCUGUAUUUGAACAAGAUUUUACUGAUGUAGACCGUGGAGAGAAGUCUAUCUCAAUUGAACGCAAAGAUGAGAAAGAGGCAAACUUGACUCACGUGCUAUUUUCGCUGUUCUAUAGGCAUGAUGGUCAACCUGAUUACAAAACAAGACGGAUACUUAUAGAAGUGUUUGAUGUGAAUGGCUUGUCUGCUGAUGCUGUUGAAGUGAUGUUGUCUUACGUCGGUGAGAAUCUCAACCCACCUGUCAUUGCUAUUGAACAAAACUCAGUCACAUUUGUGGAAGGCAGUGAUAGGUCAGUUUCAGUAACUGAAAUAAGCUUGAAUCUUUCUGAUGUUGACCAUGAAUAUUACAAAAUGCAGUCAGGUAAGGUUGCAAUUCUUCAGCCUGGAAAUGCAGAACGUCUCUAUUUGACAAUGAUGUAUCCAGGCAUGGAAAUUACUACAAAAAAUAAUGGAACUGUUAUUGAAAUUAGUGGUAGUGCCAGCACUGCUGUGUAUGCUGAGAUUUUCAACAAUGUCUCUUACUUCAACUGGGAGAGAAAUAAAGCAGAAACAACAGAGACAAUUGUUCAGUUUGAAGUGUCUGAUGGUGUCAAUGUAGGGUUGUCUGCUGUGAGCAUCAUUGUAGUAGCAGUGAAUGAUGGCCCUCUUGUUGACCUUGGCAUAGGAGUCGGAAAAAGUGACGGAGUUGAGUUUAUUGAGCAGCAAGUAACAGGGGUACACAUUGUCAGUCGGCCAUUUGCACUCAAGCUUAGUGAUCCUGAGAAUCAUUCCAUUACAUCAAUUUCCAUUGCUCUGAGAUCCAACUCUGCAACAACUCUGGACACUAAGGAGUUAAUUUACUAUUUGGAUGGACGUCCACCAGGAAAUGUGAAGUAUCUUCCUAGUCCUUCAGCUAGGUUCAUGAUGUUUGAAGGCAUAGCUCCUGUAGAAGUGUAUGAGUAUAUUUUGACAAGAGUUUUUUAUGCCAAUAUGGAGGAUGAACCAAUUGUUCAUUUAAACGACAGCACAACAGAAAUGAUCCAACGAUUUAUUGAGAUCAAUGUGACUGAUGCUGGAUCUCCCCCUGCUAGUAGCAUUGCUCUGUCAUAUGUUCACAUUGUGUUUAAGAACGAUCAUCCACCCAUGCUUGCAUUACAAGUAACUGACAACUGUAUUGUGAGCACAGUGGAUAGUGGAAGUCUGAUAGGUGAUAGAAAACGCCGAGAAGCUGGAAAUCCUGUAGAAAAAUUUGAAUUGUCUGAUGACAACAAAGAUAAAAGAAGGUCAAUUCGUCAAUCACCAUCAGUCGUAUCAGUGGAAGCAGUAGCUUUAGUUGAUGGUUUCAUUAGUGCUGGUUCUUCAUUACAUAUCCGGUUUUCUCACAGUACCAACAUGCCUUCUGUUCUUGAUCAGUCAGAUCUUUACAAGAUUAUUUCACUGUCUCCACCAUCUCUUCAUGAAGCUUCUACAGUAGCUGGGUGGAAAGAUAAUCGCACGCUUGUUGUUGUGUUUCCCUCCUUUCAGAAUGGGAUAACAAGCAUGGAGAACAUCUCUGAACACAACAUCACUGUCUCAUUUUCUCAAUCAUCAGAUUCAUGUGGUGGUGGAGGGUCUUGUGUUCAUGCCAUUUGUCAUGCUGAAGGUAAUUCUUGCCAUGUCACGGGCUCUUACAGGAUUGGUCAUUCAAAUGUCAAGGAUGUAACACACUCUGCACUCUUUCUUUUCGGUCUCCUGCUCUUGACAUUGGUUAUAGUAGCAAUAUCCUCAUUUUGGAAGUGGUUGAGAGAGUUGCUGUCGUUUGGCCGUUCAGAAACAGUAGAGCCUGUCGAUAAGCAGACAUUUCCAUAUGUUGUGCCCCCAAGAUUGUCUUCUGGAAUUUCAUGUGAUACUUCUGUCUCUAAACGAGCAAUUUUACCACAAUCAGGAAAUCAUUAGACUGACUGGUGUACAGAAAAGCUUGUCAACUGCGUAUCGAUACAGUUUAUAAUUAGAAUAGUUUGUUGUGUAUGUGUACUGUUUUGUGUAAGUAUGAAUGCACAAGCAUGGCAGCAUGUCCGUUGUCUAGUACGUAAAGCUAUAUGAUCUAGAUAUUUAUCAUGUGAGAAGACUUCCAUAUCAAAAA